CCACUCUUCCUUGAGUUCUUUUCACGCAGCGUGGCGAUUGCAAAAAUUUGUUAAUUUUUCGCAUUAUUCGUAUGAAAUAUCAAAAAUGUCGGCUUUAAAUUUAACCGUACGUGUGCACCCCGUGGUGCUUUUCCAAGUUGUGGACGCUUUUGAACGCCGCAAUGCUGACUCACAUCGCGUCAUCGGCACACUGCUUGGCUCUGUAGACAAGGGAGUCGUCGAGGUUACCAAUUGUUUCUGUGUGCCUCACAAGGAGCACGACGACCAGGUGGAAGCCGAACUGAGCUAUGCUCUGGAUAUGUACGAUUUGAAUCGCAAGGUGAAUGCCAAUGAGAGUGUCGUUGGUUGGUGGGCUACCGGCAACGAAGUGACGAACCACAGCUCCGUCAUACACGAGUACUACGCUCGGGAAUGCAACAACCCGGUGCACUUGACGGUGGACACCUCCCUGCAAGGUGGUCGCAUGGGUCUGCGUGCCUAUGUCUGCAUUCAGCUGGGUGUGCCUGGCGGUAAGACCGGCUGCAUGUUUACCCCAAUACCCGUGGAGCUGACCAGCUACGAACCAGAGACCUUUGGCCUGAAACUGCUCCAGAAGACGGUGGGUGUGUCGCCGGCUCAUCGGCCCAAGACCGUGCCACCCAUGCUGGAUUUGGCACAGAUAUCGGAGGCCUCAACGAAACUGCAAUCACUACUGGACCUCAUACUAAAGUAUGUGGACGAUGUCAUCGCACACAAAGUAACGCCGGAUAAUGCUGUUGGGCGACAACUGCUCGACCUCAUUCACUCAGUGCCACACAUGUCCCAUGAGCAAUUUACGCAGAUGUUCAAUGCCAAUGUACGCGAUCUGUUGAUGGUCAUCACACUCUCCCAAUUGAUAAAGACGCAGCUGCAACUCAACGAGAAACUGACAUUCCUGCCAACAGCUUAAUUAAUUUUCUUUCUCCGUUGGUUGGUUGGAUGGUUCUCCGGAUUUUAAGUCAGAUUUAAGAGCAAAGAUUAAUUUACGUACUGUGUGUUUGCCGUUGAUGCGUUUAAGUAAUAAAGUGCUCGGAUCACAAAGAA
Molecule: messenger RNA, 1062 nt
Organism: Drosophila albomicans
Lineage: Eukaryota; Metazoa; Arthropoda; Insecta; Diptera; Drosophilidae
Gene: eIF3f1
Product: eukaryotic translation initiation factor 3 subunit F-1
Exons: 1
Coding region: 86-928 (280 amino acids)
Biological process (GO): translational initiation
Cellular component (GO): eukaryotic translation initiation factor 3 complex, eIF3m
Molecular function (GO): translation initiation factor activity; translation initiation factor binding; metallopeptidase activity
Source: RefSeq, a predicted model, not a curated record